Messenger RNA from Trypanosoma conorhini, 1314 nucleotides. Its product is annotated as acetyl-CoA C-acetyltransferase. The transcript has a single exon. Bases 1 to 1314 code for a protein of 437 amino acids. The record is from RefSeq and is a predicted model, not a curated record. Gene Ontology annotation, molecular function: acyltransferase activity, transferring groups other than amino-acyl groups. NCBI's taxonomy places the organism in Eukaryota, Euglenozoa, Kinetoplastea, Trypanosomatida, Trypanosomatidae.
AUGCUCCGCUCUACCGCCGCAGCGCUCGCUGCCGGGCGCGUCUUUGUCGUCGGUGGCCACAUCACCCCUUUCGUGGGCAAGGGCUCCCCGCUCUUUAUCGACAAGAAGCACCCCGACUUUGGCAAGAAGCAGAACAAAACGCUGGAGGAGUUCCUGGCCGACAGCAUCAGUGGCGCCCUGGAGAAGACGGGGCUGAGCAGCGAUGGCCGCGCGGCGCUUGUGGACAAGCUUGUGGUUGGGAACUUCCUCGGCGAGCUCUUCUCCUCGCAGGGGCACCUCGGCCCGGCGGCGGUGGGCAGCCUACGGGGCAGCACGGCCUUCAUGAACAAGCCCUCGAUGCGCGUGGAGGGCGCCUGUGCGAGCGGUGGGCUGGCGGUGCAGGUUGCGUGGGAGGCCUUGCUCGCGGGCACCGCGCAGGUGGCGUUGGUGGCCGGGGUGGAGGUGCAGACGACGGUGUCGGCCCGCGUCGGCGGCGACUACUUGGCGCGCGCCGCCGACUACAAGCGGCAGCGCAGUCUUGACGACUUCACGUUCCCGUGUCUCUUCGCGAAGCGCAUGAAGGCCAUUCAGGAGUCCGGCCACUUCACAAUGGAAGACACCGCCCGCGUGGUGGCAAAAGCAUACGCCAACGGCAACAAAAACCCUCUGGCGCACAUGCACGCCCGCAAAGUAUCGUUGGAGUUUGCAACGAACGCCUCGGACAGGAACCCGAACUUCCUCGGAAACGAGGCGUACAAGCCGUUCCUCCGCAAUACAGACUGUUCGCAGGUGAGUGACGGCGGUGCCGCAGUGGUCCUUGCGAGUGAGGAGGGUCUGCAGAAAAUGGGAAUUUCCGUCAACGACAGCCGCCUGGUGGAGCUGAAAUCGCUUUCCGCCGCCGCAGGCAACCUUUACGAGGACCCCGCCGACGCCACACGCAUGACGACCUCCCGCACCGCUGCCCAGCAAGCCUUGGCCUUGGCUGGCGUGAAACCCUCUGAGCUGCAGGUGGCCGAGGUGCACGACUGCUUCAGUAUCGCGGAGCUGCUCAUGUACGAGGCCCUCGGCAUUGCCGAGUACGGCAAGGCGAAGGAUGUCAUCCGCAGCGGGGACACGGCACUGGAGGGACGCAUACCGGUUAACACCGGGGGUGGCUUGCUUGCCUUUGGCCACCCCGUUGGGGCGACGGGCGUCAAGCAAAUCAUGGAAGUCUACCGCCAGAUGAAGGGCCUCUGUGGGGACUAUCAGCUCAAGAAGAUCCCGGCGCUGGGGGCCACGCUGAAUAUGGGUGGCGAUGACAAGACCGCAGUGUCCACCGUACUCGCAAACAUUUGA